AUGGCAACAGCAAUGGAUUUCGCUUUGCAGCACAAAGGUCAGCUAGCCACCGUCACAGCAUUGGUCGUCUACUCUGCCGCCAAAAACAAACUCACACCAGGCGGCAUCAUAGCUGCAUCUGUGACAGCCGCAAUACACAUGGCACAUCCCUGGGGAGUCUUCUUCAACCUCCUCGUAGGUUUCUUUAUUGCCGGCACCUUGGGAACAAAGAUCAACCACACGACCAAGGCAACUCUUACUCAAUCAGCAACCGGAGGUGUGGGAGGUGAAGGUGCACGCAACUACGCUCAAGUGUUGGCCAAUUCCGGCACUGCGUCGCUUCUGAUUCUAUGGCAUCUAUAUGCCUCGCAAAAUGGUGUCAGUCUGAAGAGUGAGUUCAGCUUGACUGAUGCUAUACCUUUUGGUAUUGCUGCCAGCGAACUUGGUAUUCUCUCGCCAACUUCUCCUGUUCUUAUCACGGCGCCAUGGCGCAGUGUGCCUCGGGGAACCAACGGCGGAGUCACCUUUACCGGUCUGCUCGCGGGUCUUGCAGGUUCUGUAUUUAUCUCUACUCUUGCCUACUUCAAUCUGCCCUUCUCUCGAAUGGCAUGGACCGGAGACUCAAAGUUCCUCUUCUGGGUCGCAUUGACAGUCGCGGGCUUUAGUGGCACAUUGCUGGAUUCGCUGUUGGGUGCAUUGGUCCAAGCCACAGUUGAGGACAAGAGCAGCGGUAGAAUCGUCGAGGGAGAUAACGGCAAGAGAGUCAAGGUUACUGCAGGAGGCAGUAGAGUGCAAAGAGGCAUGGAUCUGCUCAACAACAAUGGUGUCAACUUUGCCAUGGCGGCUACAGUUGCUGCUGUCGGCAUGGCUGUGUGGAACUCAAUGGUGCAGAACGUUAUUCUGGCCUAG
Messenger RNA from Aureobasidium uvarum, 888 nucleotides. NCBI's taxonomy places the organism in Eukaryota, Fungi, Ascomycota, Dothideomycetes, Dothideales, Saccotheciaceae. The record is from the annotation of a GenBank genome assembly.